AUGGACUUCAAAUACAUUGGUGGUGAAAUGCCUUGGUCUCUACCGUUUGGUGAUCAUUUUCAUUCUGCAGAUUCGCAAAAAGCAGCUGAGCUUGAAAUAAUCGCUCGUCGACAUGGAUUUGAACAACUUAUAGCGUCCCAAAAUCAUUCCAAAUGGUCGAAUGCAGGGGUCUAUUUCACAAAUGAACCAAUCGAUUCGAAUCUAAGCGAACAUCAUCUGACAGAUUCCAAUGAUGGCCAUAAUCAUACAUUCUGCUACCUAUGUUCUGUUAGUUCACAUGUACAUGAGCGAAUGCCACCUCGUGAUAAAUCCCUGAGACGGAAACUUAUUCCAUAUAAGAAUCCAAAAGCUAGAUUAUCAUCAUCGCUGGACCGAUUAGAUAGGCAUUCAUCCGCGGAUUUAGUCUCAUAUCGAUUUGUCGUGCGAACUGGUAAAGAAAAGAAUAGUGGCACAAGAGCUCAGGUAUAUCUAUACAUAUAUGGAACGGAGAAGAAUUGGUCAUCGAUUCAUCUACAUGGUCGAGCGAAUUCAAAUUCUUCGACAUCUAUAGAUGGUUUUCCCAGUGGUUCGAGUCGAACGUUUUGUUUAAAAGGUCCAGAUAUUGGACAACUACAUCAUUUAAAUGUCAAUCUUGUUGGUUCUCGAUCGGAUAAAGAAUGGUUUUUGAAAGAAAUUGAAGUGACCAACCUAACGAAUGGUACGACAUGGUUAUGUGAAUUUAAUUGUUGGUUGCCAAAAACUAAUAGUCAGCAGGUGGAUGAAGUCAGCUUGAGUUCGUCUCCUCGACAUAAAGAUUCAUCUUGUGCAAUUUAUAUUCUUCAAAUUCGUACUGGUGACAAAGCAUUUGCAGGUACUAAUGCAAAUAUUUAUACGACUAUUCAUGGCUCCGAGAAUCGAACGAAUCGGCUACGAUUGACGAAUGAUCGAGUAAAUCUAUUUGAACAAAACCAAUUAGAUACAUUUGCAAUUGUUGGCGAACAUCUCGGAGAUUUACUUGAAAUUAGUCUUGAAUCAGAUAGCAACAAAUUUGCAAGUGAUUGGUACAUAAAAGAAAUGGCGAUGUGGAAAAUCAUUCCAAGCAAGGGUGACCAUCAAUCCCAUGCCUACUUCCCGAUCAAUAAUUGUCUCGGAAAGAAAGUAACAAUAUUGAAAUCCAAACGCGAAACAUAUCCGCUCAUGGAUCGACAUUUGAAGGGUCCGAUUUGUUACCGAAUCCUUGUUAAAACUGGUAAAGCAAUGAAUGCUGGUACAGACGCAAAUGUCUUUUUGAUUAUCUACGGUCAAAAUGGUCGAACAGCUGUUCAUCAACUUAACAAUCGAUCAAAAAACGAUUUCGAACGAAAUACAUCAUCGGAAUUUACGAUUAUGGAUAUUGAUAUAGGAGAAAUACGCCGGAUCAAAAUCUGGCAUGAUAAUUCUAAUCCGAAUUCGGCCUGGUUUCUUGAUUCGGUGUUGAUCGAAAAGAAAUAUUCGACAUGUCAAAUCAUUUCAGACGUUUAUACUCAACGUCUGGAACAAAUCAGUAAAGUUAUCUAUCAUCAAAUAGUUAACGGAAGACAAAAACGUCACUCGUUUGAUCGACAGAACUUAAGAAUUAACGAUGAAGGAUCAAAUGAUCGAUUAGGAAGUGGCCGAGGUAUUCUACGUAGUCCCACGACGUAUGAUCGAGCCAGUUUGCAGAAAAAAGUAACUUGGGAUGAACAAAGUAUUGGUUCCCAGGAUGAUUUAUAUUCAUUGGAAUCACAACGUACGAGGUCAUUGCAGAAUAUAAAUGAACAAAACAAUAAAAGAAUUGAAUCUUUUCAUCGACAAGUCCAUUCGAAUGAUUAUCAAGUCAUCUGGAUAUCAUCGCAUAGCUAUAAGAAUGAUCACUGGACAAUCAAAUCAAUUGAAGAAGGUGACUCGUUUGAUUUAGAUCACACAACACGUUCACUGCUACUUUCCGAUCGAGCAGUAGCGAACAAUAAAAUGAAACAACUAACACGAGAAAAUCACGAUGAAUUCUAUGAAUUCCAAGCGAACCGUUGGUUAGCUAAAGAUAAAGAAGAUGGAAAACUUGAAGUUUAUUUAACGCCAACAUCGACUCAUGGAUCACCAGUCAAACCCGACGCAAGCAUGGAUUUGAAAAAGAAACCGCCGAUCCCAUCCAGUCAACGUUUCGAUAUUCCACGACACAAGUAUGAUCAUACAGAAAAAGGCUCGAAACGUCUCUCCUCAUCUGAUCUUGUGCCUGAUGAAAGAUCUUCACCAAAUACAGCAAACUCACCUGAUGUAAUGAAUGAUGGCGAUGAAGAAUUAUUAGCGAAAUUGACAGGCGAACCCUCGCACCGUCCACGUUCGUCGAUCGGUUCCUUAUCCCCGAUGAGCCAACGUGCCAAAUCUCCACAGAAUAUUAAUGAUCAACGAUCUUCAAUGGAAUUCUCGCGUAAACCAUCGAUUCAACCAAGAUCCACAGUUUCCUCCUUGCCAUCUUCGAGUCAAAAUCUGACUAGCGAUCGUUCUACUCCGCUACGCCACUCUCGUAAUUCAUUAACUCGAACUUUCGAUGAUUCGCCAAGUAACGCUCAAUUAACACCUCGAUUAAACUCAUCAUCUAGCUCACGUCUGAAAACAUCUUCAAGCACGAAUGAAGAAUUACUAGCACAAUUAACCGAAGAACCAAUACCACGUGCUCGAGCAUCAGCUGCUGCUUCCUCCGCAGCAUUGAAUCAACGUAAUAAGUCAUUUCGAAACGAAGAUGAAUCAUCAGACUAUUUGCGUUCACUAACUAAUUCACAUCUAAAGUCAUCACAGAACAAAAACAAUCUUUCCACAUCGCCACUCACUAGUCAAAACUCAUUCGAUAGAAGUGGAAGAGAACGAUUGAGCAAUUCUCGAACAACACUUGGGCCAACAUUGUCAUCAAAUGAACACACGAUACCAGCACGACAUUACAAUGAAUUGACUAGUUCAAGAUCUAAUGAUCAAGAUCUACCAGCAAAAAUAACAACUCCUGAGUCAGUCUUUCGUCCGCGAUCUUCCGCUACGUCAUUGUCACCGUUGAGUCAGCGUGAAAAACCAACACGUUCUAUUGUUAGUCCUCUUCAUUCUUCAAUACAUGAACGCGAAGUGUCAACUAGAAUACCAUCUGGAUCAUCGAAUUAUCCUCGAUCAUCAAUUUCUUCAUUAUCACCAAGCAAUCAACUAUCAAAACAAGGUCAUUCAAACAAUGAAUCCACGAACGUGUCAUCAAUAACGUCAUCGACUGGAUCGCUCUUAAGACCCAAAUCAGCGCGACGUUCUAAUCCUCUCUCUUCUUCGCAAAAAUCUAUUUUCGAUCAAGUAUACAAUUCAGCUUAUGGUACGGCAGCAGCAUCCGAUGAUUUUUGA
Molecule: messenger RNA, 3369 nt
Organism: Adineta ricciae
Lineage: Eukaryota; Metazoa; Rotifera; Eurotatoria; Adinetida; Adinetidae
Source: the annotation of a GenBank genome assembly